Molecule: messenger RNA, 3543 nt
Organism: Humulus lupulus (European hop)
Lineage: Eukaryota; Viridiplantae; Streptophyta; Magnoliopsida; Rosales; Cannabaceae
Product: puromycin-sensitive aminopeptidase
Biological process (GO): proteolysis
Cellular component (GO): chloroplast
Molecular function (GO): metallopeptidase activity; zinc ion binding
Source: RefSeq, a predicted model, not a curated record
GUUUUGCUCUCACUCUGUUUUCAUCUACUGGGUCUCUCUGAUUUAGGGUUUUUGGGGCCUUUUUGUGGUUUAUCGUUGGUUUCGGUAAUCUGGGUAUUGUUUAUUUCAUUAAAGUUUGAUCCUUUUUUUAAGGUAGUCUUAUUUGUAGCUCACUCUAGGAGUUUGAGUUUGAUGGCUCGGUUGGUACUUCCAUGCAAGAGUUCGGGUUAUGUGAGGACGAGUUUGUUGGGUUUGAUCUCAUCUGCUCCUCUUAAGUCUACGAGUCGUGUUGGGUUUAUUGAGAAUUCAGCAAAAACUGUCUGUAAACACAAGCGUUUCCUUAGUUCAGAACUUACGUGCAGAAGGAAUCAUUGUUUUCCAUUUCCUCCAUUAUAUAGGACUAAACACUUGAGCAGGAGGCUGAUCUGUUCAGUUGCUACAGAUCCGAAGCAAGUUGACAAAUCUGAAAUGGAUUCUCCAAAAGAAAUAUUUUUAAAAGACUACAAGAAGCCAGAUUAUUACUUCGAUACAGUGGAUUUGAAGUUUACUCUGGGUGAAGAGAAAACAAUCGUUAGCUCAAAAAUUACUGUGCUCCCAAGAGUUGAAGGUUCAUCUUCUCCAUUGGUGUUGAAUGGCCAAGAUCUGAAGUUACUUUCAGUUAAAGUCAAUGGCAAAGAACUAAAGGAGGAUGAAUACCAAGUUGAUUCUCGCCAUCUCACACUUCUAUCUCUGCCAAGUGGUGCAUUUACCUUGGAAAUUGUUACCGAGAUAUACCCUCAGAAGAACACAUCUCUAGAGGGGCUCUACAGGUCAUCAGGGAAUUUUUGUACCCAAUGUGAAGCCGAGGGCUUCCGUAAAAUCACAUUUUAUCAGGAUCGCCCUGAUAUAAUGGCAAAAUACACAUGUUACAUAGAGGCAGACAAAACACUAUACCCGGUUCUAUUGUCUAAUGGAAACCUUGUAGAUCAGGGAGAAUUGGAGGGUGGAAAACAUUUUUCUCUCUGGGAAGAUCCGUAUAAGAAACCUUGCUACUUGUUUGCCUUAGUUGCUGGACAGUUGGAGAGCAGAGAUGACAUAUUUGUCACUCGUUCAGGUCGAAAGGUGUCCCUAAGGAUCUGGACCCCAGCACAGGAUGUUCCUAAGACUGCACAUGCUAUGUAUUCACUCAAGGCGGCAAUGAAAUGGGAUGAGGAUGUUUUUGGCCUGGAAUAUGACCUGGAUCUCUUCAAUAUUGUGGCUGUUCCUGAUUUUAACAUGGGAGCUAUGGAGAACAAGAGUUUAAAUAUCUUCAAUUCCAAACUUGUGUUGGCAUCUCCAGAAACUGCUUCAGAUGCAGAUUAUGCUGCAAUCUUGGGAGUUAUUGGCCAUGAGUAUUUUCACAACUGGACUGGAAAUAGAGUAACAUGCCGUGAUUGGUUCCAGCUUAGUCUGAAGGAAGGUCUGACUGUCUUCCGUGAUCAGGAAUUUUCAUCUGACAUGGGGAGCCGGACUGUGAAGCGGAUUGCUGAUGUUAUGAGACUUAGAAACUAUCAAUUUCCACAGGAUGCUGGUCCCAUGGCCCAUCCUGUACGACCACACUCAUACAUUAAGAUGGAUAACUUCUACACAGGUAUGUAUCAAUUACUUUCACUACGGGGAAGAUUUUUUCUAUUUUCUGUAAUAUUGUAAGGAAAUAUCUGACUCUUCUUGGCUCUUUUUUUUCUCCUCUUCUUUCAGGUGUAUGAAAAGGGAGCUGAGGUUGUGAGAAUGUAUAAGACUUUAUUGGGGAGUCAAGGGUUCCGAAGAGGGAUGGAUCUUUAUUUCAAGAGACAUGAUGGGCAAGCUGUCACUUGUGAAGACUUUUUUGCUGCCAUGCGUGAUGCCAAUGAUGCAGAUUUUGCUAAUUUCUUGCACUGGUACUCGCAAGCUGGGACCCCUGUGGUCAAAGUUAUAUCAGCUUACAACCCCGAAGCCCGCACUUUCUCUUUGAAGUUUAGUCAAGAUGUACCCCCAACUCCAGGGCAAUCAGUAAAAGAACCCAUGUUCAUUCCUGUGGCAAUGGGUUUGCUGGACUCUACAGGCAAAGACAUGCCUCUAUCUUUGGUGUAUCAUGAUGGGAAAAUGGAGUCUAUUGCAAACAACAAUAAACCAGUUUACAGUACAGUUCUUCGAGUAACCAAGAAAGAUGAAGAAUUUGUAUUCUCUGAUAUACCGGAGCGACCAAUUCCAUCUCUAUUGCGUGGCUAUAGUGCCCCUAUUCGUCUUGAAUCUGAUCUCACAGAUAGUGAUCUAUCUUUCCUCCUUGCGUAUGAUUCAGACGAGUUCAAUCGAUGGGAGGCCGGACAAGUGUUAGCACGGAAAAUGAUGCUCAACUUGGUUGCUGACAUUCAACAGAACAAACAGUUGGUGCUAAACCCACAGUUUGUGCACGGGCUUAGAAGCAUACUAAGUGACUCAAGUUUGGAUAAAGAAUUUAUUGCAAAGGCAAUAACUCUGCCUGGUGAGGGGGAAAUAAUGGACAUGAUGGAAGUUGCGGAUCCUGAUGCUGUUCAUGCUGUUCGUACCUUUAUAAGGAAGCAACUGGCUUCUGAACUUAAAGCAGAACUGCUCACCACGGUCACAAACAAUAAAAGCUCAGAGGAGUACCAAUUUGACCAUUCGAACAUGGCAAGGCGUGCUUUGAAGAAUAUUGCUCUCGCAUAUUUGGGAUCCCUUGAAGAUCCCACGCUUACUGAGCUCGCGCUGCGUGAAUAUAGGUCAGCCACAAAUAUGACUGAUCAAUUUGCAGCCCUGGCAGCAUUAUCUCAAAGCCCUGGUAAAACUCGUGAUGAUAUUUUGGCUGAUUUCUACAGCAAGUGGCAGGAUGACUUUUUGGUUGUAAAUAAAUGGUUUGCACUUCAAGCCAUGUCUGACAUUUCUGGUAAUGUUGAAAAUGUUCGAAACCUCCUGACCCACCCGGCAUUUGACCUCCGCAAUCCAAACAAAGUAUACUCCCUUAUUGGAGGUUUCUGUGGGUCUCCUGUGAAUUUCCAUGCAAAAGACGGCUCCGGUUACAGGUUCCUGGGAGAAAUUGUUUUGCAACUAGACAAAAUUAACCCACAGGUUGCCUCCCGGAUGGUGUCAGCCUUCUCAAGGUGGAGGCGCUACGAUGAAACCCGACAAAACCAUGCCAAGGCACAGUUGGAGAAGAUCAUGUCCACCAAUGGGCUGUCGGAGAACGUGUUUGAGAUUGCCUCAAAAAGCUUAGCUGCUUAAGUUGAUUUCAUCUGUUUCUGGAGAGAUGAACCUACUCAAUAUACAGAGAUGCAUUUGCCACUAGUUUCAGCAUAUAGAGAAAGCCAACAUUUCCUUGCUUCUCUUAUGCACAGAACAUCUCCCUGAACCUUGGUAAUAUGCUUUGUUACCUAGUACCUGCAUCUCUGCCAAAUCCAUAGAUAGACAAUGCAUGUUCACCUUUAAGAAAUUAGUGCACUCUCUGAGACAUGUUCAUGAACCUUCUUUUGGGGUUUGAGACCUGUUAUGAAUCAUGAUAUUUGAAUAUUUUUUCCUUUAAUGAAGUAUUGAAUAAGGUUAACAUUUCUUAUA